AUGGCAGCUCCAACAAGAAGUCUACGGCAUCUGUCGUCUUUCAGAACCACCAUAUCCCCGGCUUCGACAUUAAUUACUCCCAUCGGCCGCCGGAGCUAUGCUACAACGGACUCCUCAUCCGCCACGAAUACACCAGGAACUACACGGCGGAAACCUACGAAGUUCCAGGAUAAGCUGAAUGCAGGACCUUCAUUUUCAGACUUUGUUUCAGGAGGCCAAGAUGAACUCCUUGACCCAGCGGAAGCCUACGCCCUUAAGACCGCGCUUGUCGGCCCCGCCGGCCGCAAGAAGGAAAUGACUCGUUUGCCCGAAUGGCUGAAGACUCCCAUCCCAGACUCAAAGAAUUUCCAGCGCUUAAAGAAAGAUUUGAGAGGAUUGAAUCUGCACACCGUCUGCGAGGAGGCCCGAUGCCCCAACAUCUCCGACUGCUGGGGUGGCAGCGACAAGUCCUCCGCCACAGCCACAAUCAUGUUGAUGGGCGAUACCUGCACGCGCGGAUGCCGCUUCUGCAGCGUGAAGACAUCCCGCGCCCCCGCUCCGCUCGACCCGCAUGAACCCGAAAACACCGCUGAGGCCAUCUCCCGCUGGAGCUUGGGGUACGUGGUGCUGACGAGUGUGGACCGCGACGAUCUGGCCGACGGUGGCGCGCGCCACUUCGCCGAGACGGUUAUCAAAAUCAAGCAGAAGAAGCCGAGUAUGCUGGUCGAGUGUUUGACGGGUGACUUCCGGGGUGACACGGAGAUGGCGACAUUGGUCGCGAAGUCUGGACUGGACGUUUAUGCACACAACGUUGAGACUGUCGAGGAGCUUACGCCCUUUGUCCGUGACCGCCGCGCCACGUUCCAGCAGUCUAUUCGUGUGCUUGAUGCUGCGAAGAAAGCUGUUCCCGAUCUUGUCACGAAGACUUCGCUCAUGCUCGGUCUCGGCGAGACCGAUGACCAGCUCUGGGAUGCCCUCCGCCAGCUCCGUGCUGUCAACGUCGACGUCGUGACCUUCGGUCAAUACAUGCGCCCUACGAAGCGCCACAUGGCUGUUCAUGAAUACGUGACUCCUGAUCGCUUCGAAAUGUGGCGCCAGCGUGCCCUUGAUAUGGGCUUCUUGUACUGUGCCUCGGGCCCCUUGGUGCGAAGCAGUUACAAGGCUGGCGAGGCGUUCAUUGAGAACGUUCUCAAAAAGCGUCGUGCUGCCCCUGGCACCGCUGAGCGCACUGUGGAUAAGAGCGCUGCUAUCACUGACGAGGCUACCCGGUGA
This is a messenger RNA of Penicillium roqueforti, 1251 nucleotides long. Its product is annotated as lipoate synthase. Gene Ontology annotation, molecular function: lipoate synthase activity; 4 iron, 4 sulfur cluster binding. The coding region runs from base 1 to 1251 and encodes 416 amino acids. Gene Ontology annotation, cellular component: mitochondrion. Gene Ontology annotation, biological process: lipoate biosynthetic process. The record is from RefSeq and is a predicted model, not a curated record. NCBI's taxonomy places the organism in Eukaryota, Fungi, Ascomycota, Eurotiomycetes, Eurotiales, Aspergillaceae. The transcript has a single exon.